AUGUCCACACCCAACCUCGAUGCCCUCCAGCGCGACGGCUUCGUCGUCGUCCGCAACCUCCUAACCCCCACCGAAAUAACCCACUACCGCACCAUCGCAACAGAAGCCACCACCAAAACCCGCACCGGAAGCUGGCCACACUUCCGCACCGUCCCCAAACAAUUCCCCCCCCUGGCCCUCAACCCCACCCCCCGCCUCCGAAGGCGGAAUCUGGGGCGCCGCUCAUCCUUCGCAAAAUGCUACUUCUCCCCGUCCAUCCUCGCCGUCGCCGAAGAACUAAUGGGCGUAACCCCCACCCCCACCAACAACAACAAUGAGCCCCUCGUAAUGGAACUCUUCAACCUCCUCGUCGCCCCCGAAACAAAAGACUUCGAACUCCGCUGGCACCGCGACGACGUCCCGGAAUCCGCAACCGCAGAUGAAGAACUCACCCAACUAGCCGCCAAAUCCCCCGGCGGUCGCCAGUCACACGCCCAGUAUAAUCUCGCACUAUGCCCAGACGCCUCGCUAAUCGUUGUGCCGGGGUCACACCGGCGCGCGCGCACAGACGCAGAGCGCAAUGCAGACCCGUAUGAGGCUAACAUGCCGAACCAGCUGGUCGUCACGCUGCAGCCCGGCGACGCGGUCUUCUACGAUAGCAAUAUCCUGCACCGCGGGACGUACAAGGCCAAACCUGCGAGUGGCGAGGAGACGCGGCUGACGCUGCAUGGGAGUUUGGGGCUGAAGGCUGCGGAUGCGAGUGAUGCGGAGACGAAGAAGGUGCGUGCUACGGCGGUUUUGCAGCAUGGGGUUGGGGCUUGGGUUAGUGGGGAGGAUGCGGCUUUUGGGCUUGGGGAGAGGCCUGAGAGGAUGAGGGCGAAUCUUGUGGGUAUGGGGACUGGGGAGGGGGUCGGGUUUUCUUUGCAGGGGUAG
Molecule: messenger RNA, 912 nt
Organism: Penicillium manginii
Lineage: Eukaryota; Fungi; Ascomycota; Eurotiomycetes; Eurotiales; Aspergillaceae
Product: phytanoyl-CoA dioxygenase family protein
Exons: 2
Coding region: 1-912 (303 amino acids)
Source: RefSeq, a predicted model, not a curated record